This is a messenger RNA of Pygocentrus nattereri (red-bellied piranha), 1558 nucleotides long. It is a transcript of the gene chst12a, whose product is annotated as carbohydrate (chondroitin 4) sulfotransferase 12a. Bases 230 to 1540 code for a protein of 436 amino acids. The transcript is spliced from 2 exons. Gene Ontology annotation, molecular function: sulfotransferase activity. Gene Ontology annotation, biological process: carbohydrate biosynthetic process; proteoglycan biosynthetic process. The record is from RefSeq and is a predicted model, not a curated record. Gene Ontology annotation, cellular component: membrane. Lineage: Eukaryota; Metazoa; Chordata; Actinopteri; Characiformes; Serrasalmidae.
GAAACGCCAGCUUUCUACAGGCGGACUCGCACGAGCAUCCCGAAGUCUCGCGAUGUCUCGUCUCCUUCAUCGCUCGUGCUGUGAGUGUGAACGCGUGCGCGCACAUCCUUCCUCAGCAGAGGCCGUGUCUGUUUGGAGAGGAGAGGAGAGGAGAGGAGAGGAGGAGGAGUGCUGAGAAUAUGAUGCUUCCUGUUCAGGUUACAGAUGGUGGAAUGGAGCUUAGGUGAGAAUGGAACACCCUCUAUCUAAACCAGACAAAAUGGGCAAGUCGAGGCUGUUUCGCAUCUUUUUAAUCCUGGGCUCUGUCUUCAUGAUCCUGCUGAUAAUCAUCUACUGGGACGAUGUCGGGGCCACUCACUUUUACCUGCACACCACCAUCUCUGGUCCUCACUCUUCCCGUCUUCCUCCGGAGGGUCAUGCCGCUUCCAAGCAGAAAUCAGAAGAAGACAGAGAUGGCUCUUUUCUGUCUGACAUUGAUGCUUUUGUCAACCAGUUUUUGGAGGGCACCCCUGACCCGACGGAACAGGUGAGAGGAGAAACCCCGCCUGGAGAGACUCACAACCAGUCUUCAGAAAAACCUGAGGAGAGGUUUGUCCCCAGACGCGAGUGGAAGAUCCACUUGACCCCGAUAGCGAUAGAGAAGAAGCAGAGGCAGGACAGCAGGAAGCAGAUGAUCCAUGAUCUGUGCAGCAGCAAUAGCAGCUUGGACUUCCCUGGAAAGAACAGGACAUUUGAUGACAUCCCCAACAAGGAGUUGGAUCACUUGAUUGUAGAUGACAGACAUGGUAUUAUCUACUGCUACGUUCCCAAAGUGGCAUGCACCAACUGGAAGCGCAUCAUGAUUGUGUUGAGUGAGAGCUUGCUGGUGGACGGUGUGCCCUACCAGGACCCUCUGGAUGUUCCUGCAGAGCUCAUCCACAACAGCAGCUUGCACUUCACCUUCAACAAGUUCUGGAAGCGCUACGGAAAGUUCUCCCGUCAUCUUAUGAAGAUCAAGCUGAAGAAGUAUACAAAGUUCCUAUUUGUCAGAGACCCCUUUGUGCGACUCAUCUCUGCCUAUCGCAACAAGUUAGAACAGGUGAACGAGGACUUUUACAAGAGAUUUGCUGUCAUCAUGCUGAAAAAAUAUGGCAACUAUUCCGACCCACCAGCCUCAGUGGUGGAUGCUUUUGCUGCUGGUAUUCGACCAACCUUUUCAAACUUUAUUCAGUAUUUGUUAGAUCCAGACACUGAGAAAGCAAUGCCCUUUAAUGAGCACUGGAGACAGAUGUACCGGCUGUGCCACCCUUGCCAGAUAAACUAUGAUUUUGUGGGAAAGCUGGAGACCUUGGACGAGGAUGCUGAACAUUUGUUACGGAUCCUGCGUGUGGACAAUGUUGUGGAGUUCCCACCAAGUCAUCGCAACAUGACAGUGAGCAGUUGGGAGCAGGAUUGGUUUGCGAACAUUCCAUAUGAAUCCCGCAAAGAGCUGUACAAGCUCUAUGAAGCUGAUUUCAGACUGUUUGGAUAUUCUAAACCUGAGAAGCUUUUACAUGAGUAAAAUUUGCUUUCUGGUUAA